ACUUUUUUUUUUCAUACGAUAAGGUAAAAUGCUUGCCAACCGGCUAUUGUCUGUUUCAGUUCUUUCGAGAAACUUGAUCAAAUCAGUGGCAGCCCGAUACUACGCAGUAAACAUAACGAUGGAUAAGCAUCAAGUCGUACCAGACGUCAUUCCAGUUGCACCGGCUGAAGUAGCUAAGGUCACCUACGUUAGCGGAGUCACAGUGAACGAAGGUAAUGAAUUGACACCGCGUCAAGUUAAAGACGUACCAAAGGUGGAAUGGAAUGCUGAUGCAAAUACGUUGUACACGCUUUGUAUGACGGACCCUGAUGCACCGAGUCGUCAAGCUCCAAAAUUCCGUGAGUGGCAUCAUUGGUUGGUUGGAAACAUUCCCGGUGCAGAUGUGAGCAAGGGUGAAGUACUAUCGGAUUAUGUUGGCUCUGGGCCACCAGAAGGCACUGGCUUGCAUCGCUACGUCUUUUUGGUCUACAAGCAAAACGGCAAGAUCACUUUCGAUGAGCCACGUUUGCCCAACACCAGCGGUAAAAAUCGUGGAGGAUUUUCGAUUGCAAAAUUCGCCAACAAAUACAACUUGGGAACUCCAGUUGCUGGAAAUUUCUAUCAGGCUCAAUGGGACGAUUACGUUCCAAUCUUGUACAAACAACUCGGUGAUGAAUAACGCAUCUUUAUCGCCGUUUUCCACAGCAAUGCUUCAAAAUCACAGUCUUUCUUAGAAAGUUUAAUUAAAUGUUUAGAAAUACGAAUAAAAUGAGAAAUUAUGUGCCUCAUCCAAAAAUUGGCGAUACACAAAGCAACUUUUCACACAUAUCCUAUUGUUGGAAAUAAAGCAUUUUAAAAAGAAGA
This is a messenger RNA of Sitodiplosis mosellana (orange wheat blossom midge), 843 nucleotides long. Its product is annotated as protein D2-like. The transcript is spliced from 3 exons. The coding region runs from base 29 to 658 and encodes 209 amino acids. Lineage: Eukaryota; Metazoa; Arthropoda; Insecta; Diptera; Cecidomyiidae. The record is from RefSeq and is a predicted model, not a curated record.